AAGAAGAAAUGAACAUACCACCAGAACCUACAGUGGCGAUGACCGGGGCCGCCGAUCAGCCCGUUGUGUUUCAACCCGUUGUGGUUCAGCCCGCUGUGCUCAUGACCCCGAUGCCAUUGGUCACUGCAGUACCAGAUUACUUGGGCUACUCCAUCUUUACCAUGCUGUGCUGCUGUUUUCCUCUGGGCAUCGCUGCUACCGUCUACUCAUGCAGUACUCGAGAUGCUAACAUGGCUGGACAGCGAGAGUUAGCGAUGAGCCGCUCCCGAGUGGCGUUUAUCCUGAACAACGUGGCUCUCGGUAUCGGCCUCUUGGCCACCACAGUGGCCAUUAUCAUUAGAUUUACAGCUUCUGAAUGACAAAGUUUUUGAAGAAAUGUUGUGUUCUGCUUCAGAUGCAUCUACUCAUACUUUAACUCAAGUCAGGGAAUAAUCUAAUGUACACUUCUGUCUUAUUUCUUGUUGUAUUUAAUGCUGUCAGAUUGUUCUGUAUUGAUUAGCAGAAAUUCAACUGCUUUUCACUUAGUACUGAUGUAAAAUGUCUUUUUUUAAUUUUUUUUUUUAUUACACAUUGUAAUAAAGUGUUGCACUAAAUACACUAAUUGUUUUGGUCAUCU
Molecule: messenger RNA, 616 nt
Organism: Labeo rohita (rohu)
Lineage: Eukaryota; Metazoa; Chordata; Actinopteri; Cypriniformes; Cyprinidae
Product: transmembrane protein 91-like
Exons: 2
Coding region: 9-359 (116 amino acids)
Cellular component (GO): membrane
Source: RefSeq, a predicted model, not a curated record